AUGGUAAACGUGCCGAAGACUCGCCGGACGUACUGCAAGGGAAAGUGUAGUAAACAUACGGUGCAUAAAGUGACCCAAUACAAGAAGGGCAAGGAGUCAUCUAUGGCUCAGGGAAGGCGCCGAUACGACCGCAAACAGCGCGGAUUCGGCGGACAAACGAAACCCAUCUUCAGAAAGAAGGCGAAGACCACCAAAAAGAUUGUCUUAAGGAUGGAGUGCUCGGAAUGCAAAGCACGCAAACAGUUGCCAAUCAAACGGUGCAAACACUUCGAGAUCGGCGGCGACAAGAAGAGGAAGGGACAGAUGAUCCAGUUUUAA
Medioppia subpectinata is the source of this 318-nucleotide messenger RNA. The record is from the annotation of a GenBank genome assembly. Lineage: Eukaryota; Metazoa; Arthropoda; Arachnida; Sarcoptiformes; Oppiidae.